Molecule: messenger RNA, 2528 nt
Organism: Gekko japonicus
Lineage: Eukaryota; Metazoa; Chordata; Lepidosauria; Squamata; Gekkonidae
Gene: STX5
Product: syntaxin 5
Exons: 11
Coding region: 112-1152 (346 amino acids)
Biological process (GO): endoplasmic reticulum to Golgi vesicle-mediated transport; vesicle fusion; intracellular protein transport
Cellular component (GO): endomembrane system; Golgi membrane; SNARE complex
Molecular function (GO): SNAP receptor activity; SNARE binding
Source: RefSeq, a predicted model, not a curated record
UUCGGAUCGUUUGUUCCUUCGUUCCUGGGGCCGGUGUUUGGAGCUGAGGGAGCCAAGCAGAGCCGAGCGUCGGAAUCAGGUCUCCGAGUCCGCACCAGGUUAUGUGCCUCCAUGAAUACGAGGAAACGACACGGCUCUAGAAACACCGAGCAAGGCGUUUACCUGGGGCCUUCCCAGACGCAAGUUCUGCCCCCGCUCACCACUGCCCCAGCUGCAGCUGCAGCAGCACCGCCUCCGCUCCAGCUGGACACCAUGUCGUGUCAAGAUCGCACCCAGGAGUUCCUCUCCGCCUGCAAGUCCUUGCAAAGCAGACAGAAUGGGCUUCAGCUGAACAAACCAAUGUUGAACGCUGUACGGCAAAGAAGCGAAUUCACUCUCAUGGCCAAGCGCAUUGGGAAGGACCUCAGCAACACAUUUGCCAAGCUGGAGAAAUUAACAAUCCUGGCCAAGCGGAAAUCCCUGUUCGAUGACAAGGCGGUAGAGAUCGAGGAGCUGACCUAUAUCGUCAAACAGGACAUCAACAGCCUGAACAAGCAAAUCGCACAGCUGCAGGAGUUUGUGAAGGCCAAAGGCAGCCAGAGCGGGCGUCACGUGCAGACCCACUCGAACACCGUGGUGGUGUCGCUGCAGUCCAAGCUAGCCUCCAUGUCCAACGAUUUCAAGUCUGUCCUGGAGGUGCGAACAGAGAAUCUCAAACAGCAGAAGACUCGUCGGGAACAGUUUUCCCGCGCACCAGUGUCCGCCAUGCCCCUCUCCACAAACAAUCUAGGUGGAGCCGCUGUGCUUCAGGAUGACCCCCGGCGCUCGGGGGACGUGGCUAUCAACAUGGACAACCAGAUGAGCCAGCAGUUGCAGCUCAUUAACGAACAGGAUUCCUACAUUCAGAGCCGGGCAGAUACCAUGCAGAACAUCGAAUCCACUAUUGUCGAGCUGGGCUCCAUAUUUCAGCAGCUGGCACACAUGGUCAAAGAGCAGGAGGAGACUAUCCAGAGAAUCGAUGCCAACGUGGAAGACGCUCAGCUGAACGUCGAUGCCGCGCACACAGAGAUCCUGAAGUACUUCCAGUCUGUCACCUCCAACCGCUGGCUCAUGGUGAAGAUCUUCCUCAUCCUCAUAGUCUUCUUCAUCAUCUUCGUGGUGUUCCUGGCCUGAUGGCGAAGGCGGCUCGGUCACCUCUCCCUCCCUCGACCUCCUCCUCCAGAGCCGCGUUGGGACACUGGACUCUCCUGCUCGAUCUUCUGGCAGCCAGCAGGGAGCAGCAGAGGUGCCCACCGUGUGUCUGGCUCUGAAGGGGCUGGUGGUGGCCAUCCUCACUACUCGUGACUUUUGGCCCGGAGCGAGGGCCACUCUGAUUUGGAGUGCAAUAGCAUUUGGACUAUGCUGUGAAGGGCUUUGCCUCAACCUCUCCCCCUCCUCCCCGCGAUGGGACAUGACCUGGCAGGGGUGUGUAGAGGGACCAGCAUCUUGUUUCCCUUUCCUUUAUACUAUCUGCUUGCCCUUAAUACCCGGGACUCAAGCGUUAACCAAUCGACACACACCCCUCCUCCUUGUUGGUACGGACCUUCAAGCCCACGCGACAUCCAGCCCGUCUUCUCACUGUAUGUAGAAGGAGGAAGCAAGCUGCCCCUGGGCUGUGCCUUUUGCACAGGGCCUGUGCGUAUUAAGUUUUCCCCUCUUCAGCAUAUUUAAGUAUUUCUUGCUGCUGUAAGAUGGGGGGGGAGGCUCCUCCAUGGAAGCAAAAUUUGGCGAGUACAGGCCAAAAACAGCUGUCUGGAAUAGAUUUGGCUCUUUGCAGAAUGGAACCAGGAUUGUCCUCUUCCCCUACCUUUGCAUAAUUCUCUUAGAAAGAGAAGUUUUCUUUAUCCUUGAUAUGGAUGUGUUGGCCAGAGUGCCAUCUCUGUGCCCAAACUCACCUGCCUGGGGGUGGGAGAGCAGCAGGGCUUGGCUCCUUUGAAUCCCUGCCUUCCUUCACGAUGCUUAGGGAAGGCACCCGGAUCUCGUGUCGAUACUGGGCUCUUUAAAGAUGCUCUGCUACUUUCUAGUAAACAGAUUUACCCAGUAGUGCCUCCCUCUUGCAAUGAAGCAGUUCAGGCCUUUGCUGUGAACCCUCAUUCUUUUCUCCACCCCCCCUCAAAAAAAAAUAUAGAAAAUUUUCUCAGCUGCCCCAACCUAACUUUUCUAACCAGUUUAAUCUAUGGAUAUAACCCUCCCUUCUCCUUUUAAUAGCCUCUGCUGAGGUCAUUUCACUCCUCCUCUCCUGACCUGGUUAUGGAGGUUGAGCCGACAUAGAUUCAAAGUGAAGGGUUGUCCCAUCGUCACCCCCCCACUGCCUCCUUUUCUGGCCAGUCUGCGUCUGCUCCCCUCCUCCAGUUGCAAUGGCCUUAACAUUCCGUUGUCAGCGUUCUUUUCUAGGCCGCCGGGGCACGCUCUCCUCUCAUGCACUGGCAUGGUUAAUCUGUCUACUUAGCAGAGAGGUGAAGGGGCGGGGUAGUGGUUGUGAAACCUGAUCCUCAGUCCGGAGAAGAACA